CCCGCGCAUGCUCACUUUGAGUCGGCUCACGACGCCGAUUUUGUUGUGGCUUACAGCACGUCUGUCUGGUCUGAAAGCGCAAGUAAAUAUAUGUUGCAGUGAUGUAGCGAACAGCAGGAGGACUUUACCCUGCUGUGAUUGGCUACAGUCAGCUAAUGUUCCACUCUUCCGGCCUUUACGAUUGAUUUUUAAACCGCUGCUAGCAGCUAAGCUAGCCAACGAGCUAGCAAAACAAGCCGCAGCGAACCUGCGAUGCCCUGCUGUUUGUCCCUCUCGUCUCGGCCCGCUGCCCUUUGACUCCACCAACACAGCCAGCCACAGUAUUGCGUGCGGUGUUGAGCAAACCCCUGUCCUCCUCAUUCUCCUUAUGCUGUUGUUGCUGCCGGACGUCCAGCUACGAUGUGGCAGAGUGUCGGGCUCACAGUGCUGGUCAUUGUGGCCGCACUCAUCUGUGCGCUGCUCUUCAUGCUGUUUGGUUGGUAUGUAGUCUGGCAGCUCUUCCUGUCCAAGUUCAAGUUCCUGCGUGAGCUUGUCGGUGAUGCCGGCACCCCGCAGGCUGAAAGUCAACCGUCCGAACCCAAGAGCGAACGUACAGCCGGCGCCCCGGCGCGAAAUCGACCCCGGAGUGCACGCCAAAGAGUCGCCUUUCCAGAAAGCGCCUCGUAGAACAUCCAGACGACUGCUGCUUUUCCUCCACAUCUUCACAUGAAACCUGUAUGCGAUCAUCAGAUAUUUCCCGCUCACCUGACACUACACAAGGACCUCGUGGAUACUCGCUAGUCAGCCCUCCACCUCCUCGCUCUCACAGGACACUUUAUACUGACCAGGCAGAUCUCCUGGCUUCAAAGGGAAAAGCCAUCGACGUACAUAACUGUCCAUUUCUUUAUGUAACCUGUUUGUAUGCUUGAAGAAGCAGCAACAUCAUGGUCCUCUGGUUAUCUGCAGUAGUGAUGCCGUUUCCUGCCACCGGUGUGGAGUGUUUUGAUUGUGUAUUUUUUAGCAGAAGAACGCACUACUUUGAAGAAAGUAGGCAGAGAUAACUUUUUAAAGAAGAACAGGAGAAAAAAAACUGAACAGAGAUUUGUGCAACUGACAGCUUUCUUUAUAACAUGACGUGCAAUGAAAGGAAUGUCUUUGCUGAGUGUACAGUGAACGUAUUAUGGACUUGCAGUAGCAUCCAUGAGGUAGAAGCGGUUUCACCCAGUAGAUAAUGCCCAAAGCCUCUGAGGAAGUUAACGAAUGAUGAGGCUUCAUUCCAGCUGUGUAAAAUGUGACCUUUUAUUUCUUCUAUCAUCUUCUUUUAUACUUGAAGAGGCAGGAGAAAGUUUCGAGGAAAUGAUGUUGAAGAGCAGAGUAGUUAGCAGAAAACCUGCCUGAGUGAUGUCUGAACCUCCCCGCCCAGAUCCCCGUGCCUCUGUCUGUAUUAGUGCCUGUCUAGAUGGCAUCCACUCUUAAUCGAUGGCCUCCUUUUCGUAUUAAGUAGCUUCAUGUCCGCUUCAGGGCAGAUCAAAGCUGACCAGGGCCUAGUAGAUAUUUAUGUAAUACAAUUCUCCUACAUGUAAUCCUUGCACCUUUUUACGAGCAGUCAUUUUUUUUUUCUUCUGUGUAGCUUCAAAUAAAUAAUGCCAUAAAUAUAUGUGGAGCUCUUC
This is a messenger RNA of Pundamilia nyererei, 1649 nucleotides long. It is a transcript of the gene smim13, whose product is annotated as small integral membrane protein 13. The record is from RefSeq and is a predicted model, not a curated record. The transcript is spliced from 2 exons. The coding region runs from base 400 to 666 and encodes 88 amino acids. NCBI's taxonomy places the organism in Eukaryota, Metazoa, Chordata, Actinopteri, Cichliformes, Cichlidae.